Molecule: messenger RNA, 2213 nt
Organism: Bombyx mori (domestic silkworm)
Lineage: Eukaryota; Metazoa; Arthropoda; Insecta; Lepidoptera; Bombycidae
Product: synaptic vesicle glycoprotein 2A
Exons: 11
Coding region: 149-1723 (524 amino acids)
Biological process (GO): transmembrane transport
Cellular component (GO): membrane
Molecular function (GO): transmembrane transporter activity
Source: RefSeq, a predicted model, not a curated record
UGCAUUUCGGCUGUGACCCUAGGUCGAUUGCAAGUACCUUAUCUCUCGAUGGCACAGCUCUACGAUAUAUCAAGUGCUCUGCCCGUAAUUAGUCAGUUUCAGUUUGUCAGUGACGGACGUGCCCAAUACACGAACUAUAGAAUUCAAAAUGACAGCAAACGGGAAGAUAGAGAAAGAGGGAGAUAAGGAGAAGACUCGCAUAGCGACGUUAGAUGAAGCUAUGAUGGAAGCCGGGUUUGGUGUUUACAACAUUCUGCAUAUGCUGAUGAGUGGUGUCAUUCUGAUGGGCAUGAUCAUGCAGAGCUUGGCCCUCGGGUACAUCCUGCCGGUGGCCCAAUGCGACCUCAAACUUACCUUACAACAGCGAGGAUGGCUAUCAGCUAUUCCGUUCUUAGCAAUAAUAUUAACAUCAUACUUCUGGGGCUGGCUGGCAGACACCCAGGGUCGGAGACCUGUGAUGCUGUUCUCCAUGAUCAUAUCCGCGGUAUUCUCGGUCUUUGCCAGCUUCUCACCUGAGAUCAUCUCAUUUGCGAUCUUGCAAUUCCUAUCUGCUGUGUUCAUGUCCGGAUCAUCAGCAGUGGUUUACACGUAUCUCGGCGAAUUCAACAACCUGCGGCACAGGGACAAGAUGGUGGCCUUCGGGUCUUCGUUCGUCGGUAUCGGAACGGUUAUAUUACCAUGUAUAUCAUGGCUCAUUCUACCUCUAGACUUCGCGUUUCCUAUAGUCUACCUUGACAUUCUUUAUCGUCCAUGGCGUCUACUGGUCGUAGCCUGCGCAGUGCCUUUCGUUAUUGCAUCAGUGCUAUUGCUUUUCGCUCCGGAGAGUCCGAAGUUCUUGAACGCCAAUGACCGGUACAGCGAGGCUCUGGAUGUGGUGAAGACGAUCUAUUCGGGAAACAGAAAGAUGUCUAAAGACGAUUUUCCUAUAAAAUCCCUAGUAAUGGACAGUCAGCUUUCCAAAGCUUGUAAUAGUAAAGGAGCCGCUGCCGUCUGGUCUUCGAUGAAGGAUCAGACAGUACCUUUGUUCAAACGUCCCCUUCUGCCUUGGACCCUGCUGACUUGCUUUGUGCAAUUCGGAAUUUUCGCCACUACCAACGGUUUUUACGUAUGGUUUCCCACGAUACUAAACUCUCUCGCCAAUCACGAAGGAGGUGAGACUGGGAUCUGUGAUGUCUUGGACGCAAGUAGGGAAACUGCAGCCAAUGGAACUGAUAUAGCGUGCGACGAUACAAUGAACACUACGACUUUCGAGCUCUCGAUCUAUAUAGGGCUCGUGUUCUGCUCCAUGUACAUCGUCGUAGGCUUCCUCGUGGACUUCAUCGGGAAGAAGCCGAUCCUCAUCGCGCUUCUGAGCGCCACCGGACUUUGCGGGAUCGGCGCCCACCUGGCCUCCAGCCAACAUCUCGCGGUAGUUCUGUUCGCCAUCUUUCAAAUGUGCGGCGCUUGCAUCGGCCUCAUGAAUGCGGUUGCCGUUGAAUUGUUCCCCACGAAAUUCAGAGCCAUGGCGAUUUGUCUUUCAAUGAUGAUGGGAAGGGUCGGGUCGAUGAUUGGUUCCAACUUAAUAGGGGUUUUCCUGGAGACGAAUUGCGGAGCUGGCUUCUAUCUUUUCGGGGGAAUUCUUAUCGUAAACGCCAUAUUCUGUUUCACACUACCCGGAAAAAAGACUUUGAAGAGGAAACAGACGGUUGAGCCGACACACAAUGAAACCCACGAACCAGUAUGAACCAGCUUGGACCUGAUGCUAAGGACAAAAAAACUACAUUAUUUUUUAGAAACGAUCAGCAAAAGGAGUGGUGUGAAGAGAGUGAAAAGUGACAUGAGAUUCCGCAGAUAACGAGAUGUGGUUUUUUUUUUAAUUUAAAAUGAGUAGGUUUAUUCUGAUAAUUGAUACUCUGUAAUGAUGCUUAGAGCCAGAUAAUUUGUACUGAAAAAACAUACCUAAGUACCUAUGAGGGAAACGAUAUUGUGAAUUUUAUUUUCAUGACUUACCUACUUCAAGUUGACAAGAAAAGUAAAGAAAGAUUUGUUCUUUUUUUUAAUUUGAUGCAGUAAAUGAAAAAAGUAAUCGCAGAAAAUAUAUAAAAAUAAUGUGAAAAAAGCACCUGUGUUUUAAAAAUGUAUCGCGCUGGAAAAUUUUAUACUAUGUAUAGGUACCUAGCUUAUGUAUGUACACAUGUAUAUAAUGUAAAUAUAGAGUAAAUUAUUUUUAAGAA